Molecule: messenger RNA, 1557 nt
Organism: Bursaphelenchus okinawaensis
Lineage: Eukaryota; Metazoa; Nematoda; Chromadorea; Rhabditida; Aphelenchoididae
Source: the annotation of a GenBank genome assembly
AUGAUGAUAAGAAGAAGAAGGAAGAAGAAGCUAAGAAGAAGAAAGAGGAAGAAGCAAAGAAAAAGACAGAAGCUGAUGAAAAGAAAAAGAAAGAAGAAGAAGCCAAAAAGAAAACAGAAACCGAUGCCAAGAAGAAAAAAGAAGAUGAUGAAAAGAAAAAGAAAGAAGAAGAAGCCAAAAAGAAAACAGAAACCGAUGCCAAGAAGAAAAAAGAAGAUGAUGAGAAGAAAAAGAAAGAAGAAGAAGCCAAAAAGAAAAAAGAAGCCGAGGCUAAACAAAAGAAAGAAGAAGAAGAAAAGAAAAAAGAAAGAAGAUGAAGCCAAAAAGAAGAAGGAAGCUGAAACCAAGAAGAAGAAGGAAGACUAUGAAAAGAAAAAGAAGGAGGAAGAGGCAAAGAAGAAGAAAGAAGCAGAAGACAAAAAGAAAAAAGAAGAAGCAGCUAAAAAGAAGGCCGAACAAGCAAAGAAGGAUGAAGAACUUGAAGACGAAGAGGAAUAUGAAGAUGAAGAAUGGGAGGAUGAAGACGAAGAUGAUGAAGUUGCCGCAGCAAUGCGUGCCAUUGCCGAGAAGAAGGGGUUAGAACAAGAGAGAAUGAACGCUCUACUAGGUCUGGGGCCUAGUUUAAGUUCCAAGAAGGCUGACGAUGACAAGAAGAAGAAAGAAGAAGAAGCCAAGAAAAAGAAGGAAGAAGAAGAAGCUAAAAAGAAGAAGGACGCUGACGCUAAGAAGAAAAAAGAAGAGGAAGAAAAGAAGAAGAAGGAGGCGGAAGAGAAAAAGAAAAAGGAAGAAGAAGCAAAGAAGAAGAAGGAAGCUGAUGAAAAGAAAAAGAAGGAAGAAGAAGCCAAGAAAACAAUUGAUAAGGAUAAAUUGGCCGCUCCCGCUACAAAGCCUAGGUCCCGGUCAACAAGUAAAGUUCGAAAAGAAGGGGAAGAUGCUAAGUCGACCACUAAAACAAGCUCCACAAAAUUGUCUCCAUCUACGACUGAAAAGUCACGAUCUACGUCGAAAACGAGAGACAAAAGUGCUACAAGAACUGAUGAGAAAACCGCUUCUAAGACUUCAUCAUCAACUGAAAAGAAAAGUAGUACGAAGACGGUGGAGAAGAAACCUUCAAGUAGUACUGAAAAGAUGCCGUCAAGCACACUAGCUACUGACAAAACGUCAUCUAGUACAACUAGUGGCGAAAAGAAGCCUUCUAGCAGUACUAGUGCAGAAAAGAAACCUUCUAGUACAACAAAGACCAGUUCGACUCCAAAGACGACUAGUAGUGCUGAAAAGAAGCCGUCUUCAACUGAAAAGACUAGCUCUUCAUCCAGCUCAAAAACAUCGUCAAGUACGGAAAAGAAGCCUUCUAGUAGCACUGACAAGAAACCGUCUAGUAGUACUGAAAAGAAGCCAUCUUCGUCUAGCUCUAAAACAUCAAGUAGUACGGAGAAAAAGACUUCUAGUACGACAGAGAAAAAGCCUUCUAGUAGCACUGAUAAGAAGGAACCUACAGAGAAAAAAGACAUCGUCAUCGACAGAAAAGAAGCCUUCUUCAACAUCAAAGACCUCUAG